GACGCGUGAUUGCUUUUAAAGCCUCCCCCACCUUCCCUUCACUUCCUACCAUCUCUCCCUCUCUCUCUCUCUCUCUCUCUCUGGCUUACAGAAACCAAAACUCAAAACCUUCCCAAAAAGACGAAUUCAAAGUCUUUCGCUCAUUCACAACGAAAAUCUUCCCCUCUUAACCCUCAUCGUCCACUCCAAAGUCCAAAGUUUAUACGAAGGAUAUUAUAAGCUUUCUCGCCUCAACAGCCUGCGGUUUGAUUAGUUUCCAUGGCGUCUUCGAUCUCCGAGUUAAAUUUUGAGGAAUCGAAUCGGAAAAAGAGGAGGAAAACCGGGGACGAACCGCGAGAUCCGAAUACAGGACCCGAAACCAGGUGGAGAUCCGAGACGGAGCAGAGGAUCUACUCCACCAAGCUUUUCGAGGCACUCAGGCAGGUGCGCCGGAAUUCCUCGCCGCCUGGUAAGGUCUCCGGUGGACACCAGGUCCGGGAGGCGGCGGACCGGGUUCUCGCCGUGUCGGCCAAGGGGCGGACCCGGUGGAGCCGGGCGAUUCUGACGAGUCGACUCGGGAUGAGACUCGGUGGUGGCAACAAGCACAAGAAGGCGAAGGUGGGGAAGGUGACCGGCUCUAGCCGGUUAAAGAGACCAGCGAACAAGAGGCAUUUACCGGCUGUGCAGAUGAAAGCGAGGGUUUUAAGCCGGUUGGUUCCCGGUUGCCGGAAGGUCUCGUUCCCGAACCUUCUGGAAGAAGCCAGCGAUUACAUUGUGGCUCUGGAGAUGCAGGUACGAGCCAUGACCGCGCUCACCGAGCUUCUCACCGGCGCACCGGUCGAUCGGCUCGGCUCGAGCCCUGGCUCGUCGUUAUAAUGGCCUUGGCUUUACCGUGCCAGGUGUUUUUUCUUUUUUCUUUUUUCUUUUUUUUUUUUAACUUUUAAAUAUUGUUUUAUGGAUUUUAUAAAUUCAUGUAUUUUAUUGUGUACAUGACUUUUUCUUCU
Molecule: messenger RNA, 983 nt
Organism: Alnus glutinosa
Lineage: Eukaryota; Viridiplantae; Streptophyta; Magnoliopsida; Fagales; Betulaceae
Product: transcription factor bHLH149
Exons: 2
Coding region: 259-855 (198 amino acids)
Biological process (GO): regulation of DNA-templated transcription
Source: RefSeq, a predicted model, not a curated record